Molecule: messenger RNA, 1695 nt
Organism: Exophiala viscosa
Lineage: Eukaryota; Fungi; Ascomycota; Eurotiomycetes; Chaetothyriales; Herpotrichiellaceae
Product: fungal-specific transcription factor domain-containing protein
Exons: 1
Coding region: 1-1695 (564 amino acids)
Biological process (GO): positive regulation of transcription by RNA polymerase II
Cellular component (GO): nucleus
Molecular function (GO): transcription cis-regulatory region binding; DNA-binding transcription factor activity, RNA polymerase II-specific; zinc ion binding
Source: RefSeq, a predicted model, not a curated record
AUGGGAAGAGUGUCAGGAAGACCCAAAUUCCGCCCUCCUAGAAAGCGCAACCGCACCUUUACCGGUUGCUGGCGUUGUCGUUCUCGCAAAGUGAAAUGCGGAGGGGAGAAGCCCGCCUGUCGCGCUUGCCUGCGUCUUGGAGGUGUUUGCAGCGGAUAUGAUGCAAAGGUGAUUUGGGUCGACGAAGACACUCAAACAUUCAAGUCUGACGGCCGCCGUCAUGUACAGUGCCAACUGACUUGGGCCGGUGUGCCCGUGCUCAAUUCAGACCUGGUCGACUUUCUCAUCGAAAAAUGCGACCAGGAAGCUAGCGACAGCAUCUCAGGUUCUUUGAGCACGUCGUCCAUCGCUUCGACCCACAAUCCAUUCUCCGCCCUACGAUUCGAUCGAACAACGCCUCAAGAUGUCUCCCCUGUACCACUCACCCUCCCCUUGGUACCAAGUCUCAACAGCUAUUCGCUUGCUCCAGAAGAAAACCAUCUAUUCCAACACUACGUAAACCAUGUCGCUGUCAUCAUGAUGCCCUUUGAGCAUUCGCGCAAUCCGUGGACGUCCUCAUAUCCUGCCGCCGCCCUUCAUUAUUCCUCAACAGAACAACGAGCAUUAUACGAUGCGAUCUUGUCCCACUCUGGAUUUCAUCUUGCCCAACUAUCGAAUGAUAGAGACAGGUGGGCCAUAUUGGCAACCAAGCAUUACAACAAGGCGAUUCAAAUGCUCAUGAAAAGCAUCAGUCAGGAACGAAUGCAGUAUGGUCCCACUGUCGCAGCAAUAAUGACGCUCCUUAUGGCUGAGACCUACAGUGGCCGGUCGGAGGUUUGGAAACAUCAUCUCAAGGGUGCCUGGUCGCUUUUGCUCGAGCAUCGAGCCACGGAGCCGUGGCUCGACUCAGAUUUCGCUUGCAUUUCAACACAGAGUCUCAACAUCAUACGUAUCGUCGCUCAAACAGCGCGGCUGGAUGCUGGUGGACUUGGUCAAGAUGCCAUUCGAUGUCCAGGCAGCGGAUGCGGCUCCACCAAGGACUCAACUUUAGUGUCGUCAAUCGCCUCUACCUUGGACUUUGGUUUCACCAUCGGGGCCACUAAGGACAUCAUGGAGUGUAUUUCGCGAAUAACUGCCACGGCUCGUGAUAUUCAGGUUAAUGGGCACUUGCCAUCCAUGGACGACGAAAUAUCAAGCAUUCUUGAACAACUGAAGACCUGUGAGGGCAACCUAAAGUCGCUAUCUCUCUACCCAGGCAACGAUGCCAUACUUCUGACGCCGAACGGUCUCGAGAGUAUUUCAACUCCAAGAGACGUGCCAUAUCACCAAUUGCGGGCGUUCAUCCUGGCAACCUAUGUCUACUUUUACCGGGUCAUCUUUGAUUUGCCUCCCUGUAGCCUGACUGCAUAUGUCAGCUCCACCUUUGAGCACGUUGCGAACUUUUCGGGCAAACACGCUGGCAAUUUUUCUCUGUGGCCGGCCUUCAUUGCAGCAACUGAGGCAUACACAGACAAUGACAUGCGCUUGGCUCGAGAUUGGCUGCAGCAUGCACUCUCCUUUGGUAUGGGCAGUAGAGCCCAUGUGCAGACUGUCCUCGAGGAGUUGUGGCAUAGGAGAGAACGCAUUGCGCAAAACUUAGGCGUAGACAAGGGAUCGGUCUCUGUGGAUUGGAGACAAGUUAUGCGAGAUCUUCAGGUGGACGUUCUCCUGGUUUAA